Messenger RNA from Syngnathus acus (greater pipefish), 2292 nucleotides. RefSeq names its product angel homolog 2 (Drosophila) (gene angel2). Gene Ontology annotation, biological process: 3'-UTR-mediated mRNA stabilization. The record is from RefSeq and is a predicted model, not a curated record. Lineage: Eukaryota; Metazoa; Chordata; Actinopteri; Syngnathiformes; Syngnathidae. The coding region runs from base 259 to 1950 and encodes 563 amino acids. Gene Ontology annotation, molecular function: 3'-5'-RNA exonuclease activity; mRNA 3'-UTR binding. The transcript is spliced from 10 exons.
AAAGCUGGUAAAAUUACUGAGAAAUGAUGUAAAUGAACUGAAGGGGUCGCCACAGGAGCUGCAGGCCGGCCAAGGUCCACGGCACGGGAGCGUCACGAACCCCCUCGCCUAAAUCGAUCCCACCAUGCAUCGUGCCGAUAUGGAUGACAAGCAACAUGUGAACACGUCGCUGCAGAAAAACUGACGUGACAUGUUGUAAGCGUGGCGAAUUUACUUGCAGCUGGCUGGUGGACACCCGUAGACACGCCUUGCCACGUCAUGUUUCUUGGCCAGUUGAGCGGCGUUGGGACAGGCCUCCUUCCCCAACAUCUGCCUGUCUUCCGGCUGGGAUUCGUCUGCUUCAUCAACGCUCUUCGCUGGAGGACAACUUCUCGUUUGGUGUCCACCUCCACCGGCCUCAUGAUGGAGCAUGAGCCUCCUUCCAAACGCAAAAGGAGCGCUGAGAAGAAGAUUCUAAAAGAUGAGAGUACGAUCAAAGGAUUAGACGCCGGGAGGGAAUCCUGCUUGAGGGACACAAGUCCACCUGGGACGGAUUUAAGUGGGGAUUUUAAGAGCACACACGUGACAAGGACUUUUAAGGACCAGAGCGAGAGCAAAGACGGAGGCUGCGUGCCACAUCCACACCGCGGGUCGGAGGAGGAGUCACCCGGAGCUUCCUCAGAGGAAGCGGUCGCGGGGACCCCUCCGCCCGAAAUUGAGCCGGUUGUCCGUCAUGCGCAAGGUUGGAAGUCGCUGCUGCCCAGACGCUGGGAGGUGUCGCCAGUGGGCGCCGCGCCCAGGUCGCCGCACGUGGGCGGCAGAAGGUUGGACUUCUCGGUGAUGUCGUACAACAUCCUGUCGCAGGAACUGUUGCGGGCCAACGGCCACUUGUACUCAGGUUGCCCGCCCGCCGCCCUGAGCUGGCGGCACCGGCUGCACAACCUGCUGGCCGAGCUGCACCACUACGACGCUGACGUGCUGUGUCUUCAGGAAGUUCAGGAGGACCACUUUGAAAAUCAAAUCAGGCCCGCACUACAUGCACAAGGUUACGAGUGCGUGUACAAGAAGCGUACGGGCAAGAACCCGGACGGUUGCACCGUGGCCUUCAAGACUUCUCGCUUUUCCCUGCUCUCGUCCAAUCCCGUGGAGUACUUCCGGCCGGGCGAUGCCCUCUUGGACCGCGACAACGUGGGCUUGGUCCUCCUCCUGCGGCCGUCUGGCGCCGCCGCUGACGACUUUGUGUGUGUGGCCAACACGCACCUGCUGUACAACCCGCGGCGGGGCGACGUCAAGCUGGCUCAGCUGGCCAUCCUUUUGGCCGAGAUCGGCCGCUCGGCCCGCCUCUCGGACGGCGCCGCCCGCCCGGUGCUUCUGUGUGGGGACUUCAACUCCACGCCGUGGAGUCCGCUUUUCGCCUUCCUCACCAACGGACGACUCGACUACCGCCACCUUCCCGUCGGCACGGUGUCGGGUCAAGAGAACAAUUCUCGGGGCCAGCGCCUGUUGGAGAGUCCCAUCUGGUCACCCGCUUUGGGCAUCAACCAGCGGUGCCAAUACGAGAGCACCAGCGCCUCGGCCCCAUCCUCCUCAUCCGGCGCCGCAGCUGAACAAGAAAGCUCCCAGCUGACGGCGAAAGAGGUCACGCAACGAGCGGUCGCCGACAAGUCUCGUAAAAGGUGGCGUCUGGAGCACGGCGUGCCGUUGCGCUCGUGCUACCCACCUUACCUGCCGCCGGACGGGCGCGGCGCCGUCACCACCUGCCACUCACGCUGCGCCAUGAUGGUGGACUACAUCCUGUACACGCCGCGCGAGUCGCUUCCCGGCGGGCGGGGCCUUCAGCUGCUGGGCAGGCUGUCACUGGUGGGCCAGCCCGAGUUGGACCGAGUGGACAAGCUGCCCAACGCGCGGCACUCGUCGGACCACUUGCCGCUGCUGGCUCGCUUCCGCUGGAUGGUGGGCGAGCGCUCGUGACGGCCACGUCCUGACAAAGGACAUUUCGAUGACCAGCCUUGAAGCAAGGCUUACAUUUUGAACAUUUUCCUGAUUUUUAUUUUUUUCAACUUUGCUGUUUCUCUCAUGAAGCUCGCUCUUUGUCAUAGUUGUCUUUGUUUAAGACAUUUAUAUUUAUUUGAACAGUUCUUACAUGUUUAAGGUUCUUACUGUAAUUUUUGGUGAUGUUAUAGCUGGUUGCCAUGUUUUAUUGUUUUAUUUGCUAAUGUAGUUAUAACAAUAGGCAUUGAUACAUAAAGACAUGUACUAUACAAUGGAUUGUAAAAAAAUGAGAACACAAAUAAAACAUUUUACACUUCAACC